UGAAGUGUACCAAUAAAAAUGUAUCUUUUUCUCUUCAUCUCACAACACAACAGCGACCCCAUACACUUGUGAGAUCAAACACACCAAAAAAUGCAUGUUCCUGAAGCUGCAGUUCAUGUGGCUUUCCUCACAAGUGCUGGUAUGGGUCACCUCAACCCAUGCCUCAGACUAGCCUCAGUGUUCCUCCGCCAUGGUUGUAAAGUCACUCUCAUCAUUCCCAAGCCCACUGUCACUCUUGCUGAAUCAAACCUCAUCUCUCGCCUUUGUUCUUCUUUCCCUCACCAGGUAACUCAAAUUGACUUCAACAUCACCCCUUUGGAUCCUACCACCGUUAACACCGCCAAUGACCCUUUUUUCCUUCAGUAUGAAACCAUUCGUCGUUCGGUUCACCUUCUAUCUCCAAUCCUAUCUUCUCUUUCAACUUCUCUCUCAGCUUUCAUUGUCGAUGUUUUCUUAAUUUCUCCUAUACUCCCCAUCGUUGACAAAAUGUUUUGUCCCAGUUACAUUCACUUCACCUCCUCAGCUAGAAUGUUAUCUUUCCUUGCAUACGUUUCUGUUCUUGCUGAUUCCGAUCCAGCUGCACAACCACACCCGUCUACGUUAGUUGGUGAUGCUAUUCAUAUCCCGGGUAUCACAUUACCAAUACCAAGAUCCUCGGUCCCUCCCCCUUUUCUUCUUGAAGGUAUCAACUCCUUUCAGAGAAUGAUCAUGGAGGACGGUCGCAACCUCAAGAAGCACCAUGGGGUUUUCAUCAACUCGUUUGAGGAACUGGAAGGAGAGGNACUAGCAGCGUUGAAUGAAGGAAAAGUGGUUAGAGGGCUGCCCCCGGUAUAUGGAAUUGGUCCCUUGAUGACGUGUGAGUUUGAGAAUGUAGAUGAAGGUGAAAAGGGUUGCAUGAGUUGGAUACUGGAGUGGCUUAAUGAACGNGCUGAAGGGUCGGUGGUGUAUGUUAGCUUGGGGAACAGAACUGAGACAAGGAGGGAGCAGAUAAAAGACAUGGCUUUGGGGUUAAUAGAAUGUGGGUAUAGUUUCCUGUGGGUGGUUAAGUUGACGAGGGUUGACAGAGAAGAGAAGGAGGAUUUGGAGGAUGUGGUGGGGAGUGAGUUGAUGAGUAAGGUGAGGGAGAAGGGUGUGGUUGUGAAGGAGUUUGUGGAGCAGACAAAGAUUCUGGGGCACCCUGCAGUUGGAGGAUUUGUGACUCAUGGAGGUUGGAAUUCGGUAACUGAGAGUAUAAGGGAAGGAGUGAAUAUUCUGAUAUGGCCUCAGGGUGCGGAUCAGAAGUUUAAUGCAGAGGUGGUUAGGAUGAGUGGGGUUGGGAUUUUGGGUGAGGAAUGGGGGUGGGGGACACAGAAGGUGGUGGAAGGGAANGAGAUUGCUAAGAGAAUCAAAGAGCUGAUGAGCAAUGAGUCUUUGAGGGUCAAAGCUGGAGAAAUGAAGGAGGCNGCAAGGAAGGCUUGUGGUGUUGGUGGAAGUUGUGAGCUUAUUAUUAAGAGAUUAACUGAGNAGUGGAAGAGGAAGGCUCAAGUCAACUGAGCAUUGACACUCAGUACUAUUUUGCCUAUUCAC
Molecule: messenger RNA, 1566 nt
Organism: Vigna radiata var. radiata (mung bean)
Lineage: Eukaryota; Viridiplantae; Streptophyta; Magnoliopsida; Fabales; Fabaceae
Product: UDP-glycosyltransferase 708D1-like
Exons: 1
Coding region: 91-1533 (480 amino acids)
Molecular function (GO): UDP-glycosyltransferase activity
Source: RefSeq, a predicted model, not a curated record